Scleropages formosus (Asian bonytongue) is the source of this 1978-nucleotide messenger RNA. RefSeq lists its product as uncharacterized. The coding region runs from base 189 to 836 and encodes 215 amino acids. NCBI's taxonomy places the organism in Eukaryota, Metazoa, Chordata, Actinopteri, Osteoglossiformes, Osteoglossidae. The record is from RefSeq and is a predicted model, not a curated record. The transcript has 7 exons.
UUCUUCCAGUUCUUCAGUCAGUCUACCCAUGAAAUGAAACUCAGAUGAAAGAAGCAGAACCGCAUAGACAAAGGCCAUUCUACAUGCACACCCUGUACUAUAUGGAAAGACGUCAUAUGCAACAGAGAGAGAGACUAUAACGAGGCGAUUGUUGGCGUGUGGCUGCAUUCGUACCGGUGAACGACACCAUGGAGAUGAGCGAGAGAAACAGGGCCCCAGACAACAGCUACGAAGGAGUUCCACAGGAUAAUCAGGAGAAUGAAUACCAGACUUUGCAUUUCUCCGAACGGGUGAAGAAUCGCGCUGCGGAGGUUUUAGGCCACCGCUAUUCCCAAAAGAAGUUCAUUUUGCUGCUUCUCCCCAUCAAUGCUUUGCUACUGACCAUCAUUCUGGUGUUGGUGGCACUGAACUAUAGCCAGUUCAGUCGGAUGGAGCCGAGAACUGACCAUAUGACGGAUGCAGAUCCAGAAGCAGAAGAAGUCUGGCAUCUCCAUGAUGAUGAGUUCUAUCUCAUCUGGCGCAACCGAGGAACCUGUGAAGAUGCAGAAGCAUUCUGCUCUGAAAGAGGUGCUCAUCUGGCCACUGUGGACGACAGCAAUGAGGAAUGGAUGCGGUCGCAGGCCAGAGGAGAGGCGCUAUGGGUGAAGAGAACGGCGCACGCUUCCGGUUCCGGUGCCACUGCAAUAUCUGACAUCGAAUUUGAUUACAAUGACAAUCUCCACAAUGACAGCCUGGACCAAGAGGACUGCGAGUGUGAGCUCUUCCCUGACCAUUACACCAGUGACAACUGUAAAGACCUUCACAAUUGGGCAUGUCAAAGUACCAAGAUCCACUGAGACAUUUCUAUCACAGGAUUUUUAACUAAACACUUGACCACAGCAGGGUAGCCCUGGUCUGAAGCCUAUUCUGGACACACAGGGUGUCAGGUAGGGUACACCCUGGACAGGCACAGGGCAAUCACACACACCCUCACUCACUCACACAGUAACACAUUAAGGGCAGUUUAGAGUGACCAGAACAUUUGAAGCAGAUGUGUCUGCACCCUGGAGGAAACCAGAGCACCCGUAGAAUACCUGACCAAACAUGGGAACAGUAUGCAAACUCCACAAAGAGAAUGGAUUCAAAACCACAUUCAAUUGCACAGCCAAGGUGUGCCUCCAAUCCGCAGAUUAAGUUGAAAUUUUGCCAGCUGAUACAGAAAACAAUAUCCACAUAUUUAUUCCAAGUCAAAAUUUAUAAAAGAUGCUGUACAGGUGCUUGACUGAGAAACAAAAGACCCUCAAAGGUCAUUAUAGAACUCAUAGUUUUAGGGUACCGCCAGCUUGGAUCACAAUUUGUAGGUUUCACUUAAAUCCAUAAACCACGACUUAAUUUAUGCAUUGCAAGGUAACGGCAGCAGUAGUGCGAGUGGGGCUUGAACCAACAGCUGUCAGGUCACAAAUGACCACGUGUCCAUCCUAGCUAAGUGUGUUUACCUUUAGCCCUUGUCUUUUACUUUCAAUCUGUUCAUAUUUUCUCAGUGUGCUGUGUGCGUCUGUAUACUGUCGGGACCCAGUACUGUUCAGUUAUUAAUAAAAAUUAUUUUUUAACUAUUUUCUAAAAUAAGCUAAUUAGUUAUUUUUUCAUUUAUGGGAUACUUUUAUGCAAUGUGAUGUGCAAUGCUAGGUCUGUAUACCAUGCUACUUACAUAUACAGCAGCUGCAUCAUUUUUACCAUGUCAAUUCAGGGUAAAUAACUUGACCUAGGGUAGUACAGCAGCAGGCUCAGGACCAUUGUCAGCAUGGAGAUUGAUGUAACCAAUAUGCCACCUGCUGCUACAACAACAGAUUGAUGCCAGUAGCCUUUCUUGACUGGGAGGCUGAAACCAGGAAUUUCUGGGACUCAGAUUAAGUUGUCAUGGAGUAGAAAGAAGAAAGAACUGGAAGACAAGUGUAAUUUAGUCCAAAUCUUCAGCUAUGCCUCUGCUCGCAAAACCGAC